Penicillium cinerascens is the source of this 324-nucleotide messenger RNA. RefSeq lists its product as uncharacterized. The coding region runs from base 1 to 324 and encodes 107 amino acids. The record is from RefSeq and is a predicted model, not a curated record. The transcript has a single exon. Lineage: Eukaryota; Fungi; Ascomycota; Eurotiomycetes; Eurotiales; Aspergillaceae. Gene Ontology annotation, cellular component: bacterial-type flagellum. Gene Ontology annotation, molecular function: structural molecule activity.
AUGAGGAGUCAGAUCAACUACUUCCAGCAAGCAGCAGAGCAGGCAGCGAGCAGAGAGAACCUGAUGCAAGCCGCCGAGGGCGUGUUAGAGAACGUCAGCGAGAAGAUACAGCGGAUUCGGAACCUAGUGAAUCGGGCAGCCCCCUUGGCCAGGGUUAAAUCAGACCGCGACGAGCUCCAGCUUGAGAUCGACGAACUCCGAACCGAUACCCAGCGCGAGCUAGACACCGCGACAUUCAACGACAAGCAGCUGUUCGACCCUAGUGGUGAGACCACCUUCAAUUUCCAAGCUGGCGCGAACGCAGACGAGAUAAAGAACGUGUGA